This is a messenger RNA of Sesamum indicum (sesame), 3129 nucleotides long. The record is from RefSeq and is a predicted model, not a curated record. Lineage: Eukaryota; Viridiplantae; Streptophyta; Magnoliopsida; Lamiales; Pedaliaceae.
CAGACCAGCAGCCAUACCAUACAUGAAUUGAAGCCCGUGGGCCAAUCUUGUGUUCUUGGUUUAAAUUAAUUCCCUUGAUUCUGCACUGCGUUUUUUGCCAGCAUCAUUGGUUUUGAAGCUACAUUCGCUCUCACUGUCCUCUCUCACUCUCUCUCUCUCUCUCUCUCUCUCUCUCUCUCUCUCUGACACAGACAGGCACACUGAAAGACUCAUGCAUGAUCAAAACCAUCCACAUUUUCAUUUUACAUGACAUCCGAAAGCACAAAAAGCUGGAUCUUUUUCUCUGUUUCUUGAAAUGGGUUAGUCCCAAUUUUGCAGAAUCUUAACCAGAACUCCAGUUUUUGGAUCUUUUUAGCAUUAAUCUUGAAAUGGGUCUCUGCUGAAACUUGAUUGUAGCCGCUCUUCAUUUCGUCCUGUUUCUACUUUCCAACAAAAGCAGAGGGCUUCUGCUAAAAUUCGGGAAGAUUUAAAGGAAAAAGUUUUACUGGGUUUUUUAGAAAACACCGGAAAGUUGAAAGUUUGCGGUUUAGUAUUUGAAUGUGGUGAUGACGAACAAAAACAAGAAGAAGGUGGUUAUAAACAAGGAAGAAGCUGCCGAAAACUGGUGCUUUGUUUGCAAAGACGGCGGUGAUAUUCGGAUAUGUGAUUAUAAGCAAUGUCUAAAAUCUUAUCAUCCUCACUGUGUGCGGAAGGACGACUCAUUCUUAAACAGUGAAAACUACUGGGCUUGUGCUUGGCAUACUUGCUUCCUUUGCCGUAGAUCUUCCUAUCUUCAUUGUUACACUUGUAAAAAUGCUGUAUGCCGUCGCUGCCUUCCUGCUGCUGAUUUUUUGCAAGUUAAAGGUGAACGUGGAUUCUGCAAAUCCUGCCUAAAGCUUGUGUUACUCAUCGAAGAAAACAAGGAUCAUGACUCAGAUGGGGAAAGGGUGGAUUUUACGGAUCAUGAGACAUAUGAGGGUUUAUUCAUGGAAUAUUAUAUGACCAUAAAAAGAGAGGGAGGAUUUGAGUCACGGGAUAUCUAUGCUGCCCAAGACUUGGUUAAGAUGAAAGAGAAACAUCAAUCCGGUUCUGGUUCCGAAGAAUUUGAUGGAAAAGAAGAAGAAGAAGAGCAGGUAUCUGAUUCUGAUGAUCUGGACUAUAAGAGGAGAUGCAGGAGAAAGUCUAAGCGAAAGAGAUACCAGAGAAAGAAGUCUGUAGUGCAAACCCCUGCAAAGUCAACUAGAAACUACUUUAUUGGGUGGGCAUCAAGACCCCUUAUUGAGUUUCUUGCUUCAAUUGGUAAAAGCACUAGUGAGGAAAUGUCGCAGCGUGAUGUGACUUGCAUUGUAAAUGAGUAUGUUAAAGAAAAUAAAUUAUUUCAUCCCGAGAAAAAGAAGAUGAUAACAUGUGAUGCACGACUACAACCUCUUUUCAAGAGAAAAAUAAUAAGUAAACAUAGAGUAUAUGACCUUCUGGAGGCCCAUUUUGCUGAGAACCAUGAUGAAUCAGAGGACAGCGAUCCGGAGUAUGAUUCAGAAGACAGUAAUGGAGGCAAACCAAAUGAAUGUAAAAAGCAAAAGAGGCUGGAUAUGGGGGAAAAGUCCAAGAAACAAGAGCUGGAAAAUAAUGUUCCUAAAAGUUGUUUUGCAUCUGUUGUAGUUGAAAAUGUCAAACUUGUUUACUUGAAGAGAAGCUUGCUACAUGAACUACUUAAGGAACCUGAAUCAUUUGAAGAAAAGGUGAUUGGAUGCUUUGUUCGAGUCAAAUCUGAUCCAUAUGAUUAUCUUUCAAGAAACUCAUAUCAGCUCAUGCAAGUAAAAGGUGUUAAAACAGUUCAGAACGGUGAAAACAAUACAGAAAUUAUCCUUCUAUUUUCAUCUGUGCCUAAAGAAAUCCACAUGAAUUUGCUUUCAGAUGAUGAUUUCUCUGAGGAUGAAUGUUCGGAUUUGAGACAAAAAGUGGCUGCUGGUUUGCUCGAGAGGCCUACUGUGGGGGAACUUGAACAGAAGGCCAAAAUUCUUCACAAGGAUAUAACUAUGCAUCGGAUCAGGAAAGAGCUGGCCUUGUUGCAAAACCUAAUUGAUCGAGCCAAUGAGAAAGGAUGGAGACGCGAACUGUUUGAGUAUUUGGAGAAGAAAAAGAAACUACAAACUCCGUCAGAACAACUACGGUUGCUUGAGAAUGUUCCUACAGUAAUUCCAGACUUAUCUGAGCUUGAUUCAAAUGCUGAAGACAUUAUGAACGACAUGAAGACGGAUGAAAACGCUCCUAAAUCAAUCCUCCAAUGUAAUUCUACUAUUCCGAGUGAUAGAUUGCAGAACAACAGAACAACAGAAGAGAAGGCUAAGGCUCAUCAUGGUCAUGCAUCUCAUCCAGAACGAAAGCAACCCCUUCCUGUUUCUGAAAGAUCGGCCUCGACACAACUUCUACACGGUGGCGCACCAAACUCUGAGCUCAAGCAUGGCAAUCUUACCCACCGAGACCUUGUGCAACUUACUUCUGAAGAAAAAACAAACAAAUCAGAAGCUGAACAGUCUUCCCUGAAGUCUCAGGACAUGCACAAUGAGAAGGCAACAAGAAAGACAGGCCAAGGUGCUUCAAAGACUGAGGUGAUUGAAUUGCUCAGCGACAACGACAAUGCCAACAGCAGUAAGGUUACCUCUGUUCUAGAUAAUCAAGAAACCAACGACCCGGAAAGACAAAAAUGGUGCAUUCAAGGACCCUGUGGCGAACAGGACAAGUGUACUCUGUCAGUGCUGAAACGUUGGAGCGAGACCAGCUCAUAUGCGUCCAAGUUCAAAGUCUGGAAGGAAGAUGAGAGUGAAGAGGACGCAGUUUGGUUGCCGGAAGCUAUUAACUCCGCGUCAUGUUCCCAGAAAAACAGUGCAAAGCAGGAAGCUGAAAACUAGUGCAUUUUUGUACCUAAAGAACUACAUCCCUUUAGUUUUAGAGGCCUAAAAACAUCAUGGAUGAAACAGCAGUGUUCAUAGUAUCUUUGCCUGGGUGCAGUUUUUGUAUAUAGCAACCUGUUUUGCAGCUAAGGUAUAGAAGGGGAAUCAGUGCUUUCAGAACAUAUAUCCCUUUUGUUUGUUACUUAUGAUCUGAGGUUGCCUUUCGUAGAAUAAUAAUGUGCUGACAAGCUAUGUAAUA